Messenger RNA from Synchiropus splendidus (mandarinfish), 1675 nucleotides. RefSeq names its product ventrally expressed dharma/bozozok antagonist (gene ved). The record is from RefSeq and is a predicted model, not a curated record. Gene Ontology annotation, molecular function: sequence-specific double-stranded DNA binding. The transcript has 3 exons. Gene Ontology annotation, cellular component: nucleus. Gene Ontology annotation, biological process: central nervous system development; endocrine pancreas development; spinal cord motor neuron cell fate specification. Lineage: Eukaryota; Metazoa; Chordata; Actinopteri; Syngnathiformes; Callionymidae. The coding region runs from base 659 to 1498 and encodes 279 amino acids.
GUCCAUCACAGAGGAGCGAGCGUCUCCAUUAGAGAUGAAAGGGUCUGAAUGGAGCCAAUCAAAGACGACCUCAGCAGGACACACACACACAGCCGGGGAGGGGUGGUCGUGUCCAAGCUCGUCUGCAUGACCAUGUGAUCAUGAGGCUGACACAAACAGAUUCGCUAGAUACAUUUGUCAUCUGUGUUUUGGCUAGUGUUGUCGUCUAACUCAGACUCAGCAGGUCACAUGACGGGAGGAAAUCAGAGUUUCAGUCCUACAGAGAUGGAUCUGUGUGUUGAGUUUCACUGACAGUUGAAGACGUUUCUGCUGGUUCUGGAGCUGAAGGUCCUUCACACGUCUCCCGUCAACAGAUCACUGCUGUUUGAUCUCAUCACUCUUUCAUCCCUGCAGCACGGCUCCCUCACUGUGUGUGUGCUAUCAGCCAGCAGGCAGGAAGGUGAGUUCUGGGGGGGUGGGCGGGGGCCCCCCCCAGACCGACUGGAGCCUCCCUGUAACAGCCUCAUUGAGACUGAAUGAGACGUCUUAAUUACUCUGGUUGUGAAAACUGGAGGGGGAGUGAGGAUGUGCCCUUUGAUCCUCAGCUGGGACGUCCAGUAUAAAGGCCGGGCGGGCCUGCGUGGCUCACAGACCCAGCAGAUCCAGCUCCAGAACAGACAUGAGGGGACGCUUCUCCAUCGAGUGGAUGGCCCAGAGCAGCCAGCGGACUGGGCCAGGACAGGCCGAAUCUGGACUAACCGGAUCAGCACAGUGUGAAUCGGAUCACUGGACUGGACCUGCCGCCUGUGGGACGCAUUCAGAGAGCCUCCCUGGUUUUUACUGCAGAUCCAGGAUCGAGGGGGAAUUAGACAAGCCUGGACCCUGCAGCACGACUCAGCACCAGUACAUGGAGCCACUGCAGAACCAGAACAACAAGAUGGCAGGCUCCGAGGUGGGGUUCAGCAGCGGGACAGAGGAGGAGACUUCAGGGUAUGAGAGCGAGGGUGGGAGGUCGAGAACGCCAGUCUUGACCCAGACAGACCACAGCGCCACUUCGCCAGAGACGCCCCCUACAGGCAGGAGGCCUCGAACAGCAUUCACAGCAGAGCAGAUCAACAGUCUGGAGUCAGCCUUCAAGAGAAACGCGUACCUGGGCACGCAGGACAAGGCUGAGCUGUGCCGGACCCUCAACCUCUCGGACAAGCAGAUCAGGAACUGGUUCCAGAACCGGAGAAUGAAGCUGAAGAGGAUGGUCCAGGAUGCGUUGGCUCACGCCUGCCAGGCCAAUGCCGCCUCUCAUUAUAUGCAGGCUUAUCGCACCGCACCGUACCCACGAUACCAUGCUGCUGCGCCGCUACCUGAGGGGCCGGCGCCGUACGUCCACCCGCACUCACUGCAGUUUGGAUCCCCGAUGCCCCUCGACUCCUUCUACCAGUACAGCAGCCUGCCUGGCAUGGUACUGCCCACUGCAGCGCCACCUGUGGCGGGUUCCUUCCCGACCUACCCAUCGUACUACUGACUCCUGCGAACUGAAGCGUUGUCUUAAAAAGAGAAGAGUUUAAUUUAUUUUUGAACCAGAAUGAGUUUUGGAUCCUGAUCGGAGGGGCCCCGCCGCUGAGAUCCAAGUUACCGAGUCCCUGGGGUGUGCAAUAUUUGUGUGUUUUUGAGGCUUGUAUUUUAUAUUGAGCUGAGAUGA